This is a messenger RNA of Manduca sexta (tobacco hornworm), 1303 nucleotides long. RefSeq names its product probable inactive tRNA-specific adenosine deaminase-like protein 3. The record is from RefSeq and is a predicted model, not a curated record. The transcript has 2 exons. The coding region runs from base 141 to 1232 and encodes 363 amino acids. Gene Ontology annotation, molecular function: tRNA-specific adenosine-34 deaminase activity. Gene Ontology annotation, biological process: tRNA wobble adenosine to inosine editing. Lineage: Eukaryota; Metazoa; Arthropoda; Insecta; Lepidoptera; Sphingidae. Gene Ontology annotation, cellular component: nucleus; cytoplasm.
CCUUGGUGUAUGAUAUUUGCAGUCAUUACAAGAGUUGAGAUAAUUGAACGUACUGAUGUUUGGACUGUCAAAAUUGCCGCAAAUGAACUCCGAAUGUUUACAGAAGGUGAUGCAAGACAGUGAAGCUUUGUCCAGUCACCAUGUCAGAGGCCACAGAACCACCAGGGAAGAAAGCCAAAAUGGCUGAUACCAUCAUAGACAAUGUCAUAGCAAACAUAAUGCACUCAAAGAAAAACCUCACAGCAGUUCUGGAUGAUGACUUUUACAAGGAAAUACCAUUGAUAAAAGUUUAUAUUGGUCAUGCUAAGGACCCUAAGGAGAUAUCAAGAAUGUUUCAGGUCCUAAAUGAGAAGGUACCUUUGAAAGAAUUUCACCAUUUGAAAAGAGCGAGGAAGAGAGAAAUAUUAUUAUGUCCAACUGUUUUUCUGGAUACUGUCAUGCCUCAAUCUAUUCAAGAGUUUCUAGAACAGAAUGUGGAUGAGUUGAAAGAUUGUUUUGAAUAUUUUAAAGAAAUUGAGGUCCCUCACAAACCUCCAUUAGUACGUAAACAAUAUUUAGAAUGUAGCAAGCACUGGUCAAUAAAUUUCCAUCCAAAUAAAUAUUUAGAGAAAUUAAUCAGUGACGACUUCUUCAAAAAUGAAGAUUUAAUUGACCAUAGACUGUUCAUGGGCAUGGCGUUUGAAGUUGCCAAGUGGUAUCAUAAUGAUAAAAAAUUUACUCUAGAAGACAUUGUUAAAGGUAACAUUAAUGCAGCUGUUGUCGUUGAUCCAAAAAAUAGAUCUGUUGUUGCUGUAGUAUGUGACAACAAGUAUGAACAUCCCAUUCAACAUGCUGCCAUGUUGGCGAUAGACAAUGUAGCGAAAACACAGAAAGGUGGUGCUUGGUCUACUGUUGUGGACUCUGGAACAGGAACUCUAGCUGGCUUUGACAAAGGUAUGUUGAUGCAUUUGAAAAACAAGUUUCGUGAAGUGAAUUAUGGUGCAAAAAUGUUUGUUAGCAAAAGAGAUGAUGCAAUACAGAGUGAGGACAGUCCAUACUUAUGUACUGGAUAUUACAUUUAUUUAUUAAGGGAGCCGUGUGUUAUGUGCGCGAUGGGGUUAGUGCAUGCCAGGACGAAGAGAGUGUUUUUCUGUUAUGACAACCAAUACAAUGGUGCUUUGAAAUCUAAAACAAAGUUACAGUGUGUAGAGGCGUUAAAUCAUCACUUUGAAGUGUUUACUGGAUUUUUAUAGAACAUUUUGCUAUACUAUGCUGACAUUUUAUGUUGUGUAUACAUUUCUUAAAUAUAUAUUUUUAAGAAUGA